AUGAAAUGCAAAGGGACCUCUCUAGGAACAAGUCGCCCUCGGCUCGUCAAACGGGUUACUGGAACCCAUGUGGCUGCAGCAGUUUCGACUUCAAAACCAGCUACAUUGCACCAAAAACUCUACGGUUUUCACAUUGAACCGCCCUUGGUGAAAGAGCAAGAACCUGAGAUUCCCAAAAAAGAUGCUUUCGCGAAAGUUUUGCGUGGGCAGAUUAUCGCUUUUCUCAGAGGAGAAGGACAGGCUGAGAGCACCGACGCUGAUUACAAGACCUUUUCUGAUGUGUCCAUCGAUGAUUGCGAUUUGAUUUUGGAGGCCAUCGCCGAAGAUGAUAAUCAUCAAUUUAAUCGAUACAAAAUAUCAUAUUCCCCAUCGUCCAAACAGCUGGUCGCAACCCUGCCUACUCCAAUACACGAGAAUCUCCUCAAGCCGUUGCGAGAUGCUAUCGAUAGUGCUCUCGCAUCGCUUGACAUCGAGGGGCUCGGUAACUUUAUAGUCCAGAUGAACUCGACCCUCAGGGGGUUGGGAGAGGCGGGGUCCACAGAGAAAUCCCUUGGUACCCCUGACGCGUUGCUUGAGUUCCAUGAUGAAGACGGAGGGCGUGUGCAGCUUUGGGGGACUGAGGUUACCUUCUCACAGACUCGCGAUGCUGCUAUCGCCAAACUCCAACGUUCCGUCACCCUCAACCCACACAUGCGAGCUGUAACACUAUUCGAUAUCCUGGAAAAUCACCGCCACUCUCCACCAACAGAAUCAUCGGAUGCCUUCAGAAAACUGUCGAAGAAGAAGAAGGUCGUCUCGUACCACAAAUGGCUUCAGAAGGACGAUUCGCCAGUCUUUGGCCCAGUCACAGGCUUUACCCACACUUGGGUGUCGUCCCUCACUGUCGUUGUUUCGACUUGGCUCCGUCCUGAUGACGGGCCAUUUGAUCUCUAUGACCAUAAUCCACGAUACUUCGCAACUGCCCGAUUGUGUCCCGACACAGACAUAACAGGCCUCGAAAACCUGCAGCACCUAUUCCAUCGCACAUUUGCGAGUCUCAGGGAUGCCACCAUCAGCUACAUGGAAGAAGUCAUGGCGGAAGAGGAGUCCAGUGUUUCGUCCGACAACUCUGACGCUGAAGAUGAGUCCAGCGUUGAAGAUAAAUCGGACAUUGCAGAGGUAUCCUCAGAGGAGACCGAUGACAGCCCUGACCCCUUCGAGCUCGUUCGUGCAUGGGUGCCUCCAACGUCGCCUAUAGACUGGAAGGCAAUCAUGAAGCAGUUGCGGAACGCUGCACGGCAGACGGGCUAUACACGUUACUCCACCUACCACGAGAAAUUGAUCAAGCGCACCGCUGAAGAGGCAGAGAUCUCUCCCAGAGCCUCCAAGAGGGCUAAACGUUCAUGA
Molecule: messenger RNA, 1386 nt
Organism: Suillus fuscotomentosus
Lineage: Eukaryota; Fungi; Basidiomycota; Agaricomycetes; Boletales; Suillaceae
Exons: 6
Coding region: 1-1386 (461 amino acids)
Source: RefSeq, a predicted model, not a curated record